Molecule: messenger RNA, 1029 nt
Organism: Fusarium redolens
Lineage: Eukaryota; Fungi; Ascomycota; Sordariomycetes; Hypocreales; Nectriaceae
Product: NADP-dependent oxidoreductase domain-containing protein
Exons: 3
Coding region: 1-1029 (342 amino acids)
Cellular component (GO): cytoplasm
Source: RefSeq, a predicted model, not a curated record
AUGGCUCCUCCAGUUCAACUCCCUCUUCGACAGCUCACCAAGAAUGGCCCCAAGAUCCCAUCCAUUGGUCUCGGUCUUAUGGGCAUCAGCGUCGCAUACGGAGCAGCUACAUCCAACGAAGAACGUCUCAAACUCCUUGAUCGCGCCUGGGAACUUGGCUGCACUAACUGGGACACAGCUGAUGUCUACGGCGACAGUGAAGAUGUUGUAGGCAAAUGGUUCAAGCUUCAUCCCGAACGUCGUCAGGAUAUCUUCCUUGCGACCAAGUUUGGACUGAGGGCAGGUGACAAGGGAAUCGUUACUGAUUCAUCACCUGAACAUGUGAGAAAGAGUAUUGAGAGCAGCUUGAAGAGGCUUGGGGUUGAACACAUCGAUCUGUACUAUAUGCAUCGUGCAAACGAGGCUGUGCCUAUUGAGAAGACUGUUGAGGCCAUGAAGCAAUUGGUUGAUGAGGGAAAGGUCAAGUACUUGGGCCUCUCAGAGAUCUCGUCCACCACUCUCCGCCGCGCCCACGCCGUCCAUCCCAUCUCAGCAGUGCAAGUCGAGUACAACCCCUGGACACUUGACAUCGAAGGUCCUUCAGGAACAAACCUUCUCAAGGCUUGCGAAGAGCUGGACGUAGCGGUGUUCGCCUACUCACCCCUUGGCCGUGGUAUCUUGACCGGUCGUUUCCGCUCUGUCGAUGAUUUUGAAGAGACAGAUACCCGAAGGCGCUUGACGCGGUUCAAAGGUGACAAUUUCAAAAAGAACCUAGAGAUUGUGGACGAGUUCAAUGAGUUGGCCAAGAGCAAGGGAUAUACAUCCUCACAGCUCGUCCUGGCCUGGAUCUUGGAGCAGAGUCCGAAACUGUUUGUUAUCCCUGGAACGAAGAAGAUCAAGUAUCUCGAAGAGAACGUGGGAGCCGCAAAGGUGAAGCUGAGUAAGGAGGAGAAUCAAGAGUUGAGGAAAUUAGCAGUUGAGGCUGGAGUUGCAGGAGGACGGGACUCCUUCUUCGGCUGCUUUGUUGAUACAGCUCCACUGGAGAAGUGA